AAAGAGGGACUGAGGAAAGAGAUGAAUAGAAGGCACCAGAACCACCUACCAUGACCAAGUGCGCUGUAAAUGUAGGACAGAAAUUCGAGUGGAAUACAAACGGAUCAUCAAGCGAAAUAUUCGAGGGAAAACCAUGUUUGGAUGUGCCUUAUCUGAUUCAAAAAAAUUUCAUUAUGGUACCACAUGCGAUCAUUGGAACACAGGAAAAGUAUUUUUCCUCCCAAACAUUUCUUGCAUUUUGAAACGGAAAAGAAGAGUGGCAGUAAAAUACAUCUCUGUGCUAUCUUUCUCCGAUUAUCAAUGGUAGGCAUUGCAUAAUUCACCCUUAUCCACCGGAGCCAUUUGGUUCCUCUCCUCUUUGAGAAGAGGGGGACGCAAGAAAAAAACGACUACAUCCAGUAGCUGCCUUCUCGGUGAUGCCUGCAAUUGUUUGGCAAUGCCCUUUUCUCUCUUAGGAAGAACUUGCAGACAGUAGCGGGGAAACAAGUAGGGGAAGGAUGCAUUUAAAGCUGGAUGUGUGCUGCAUUCAGGGAGAUUCGGCAAUAAUAGCAGCUCUAGCAGAAACAGCGAGUGUGGAGGGCCUGGGAAGCCCCCAGCCCCACUAUCUCCUCCUUUUCCUCCCCCCCUGCAGGACCAUGCUUGCGUGAGGGAUGAGGCUGUGCACAGGGACACCAGGCCAGAGCUGCGGCCUACUUCUCACAAGAGCCGGUCUCUCGACUGCAAGAUCUGUGAACACAUUUCCACCAUCAAAUCAGCAUCUUUGGUCAUCAGGUAGAUCCAGGAGCAUGAGCAGGACUUUGAGCUGCGGGAGCAGAUGUCUGGGUAUAAGCGCAUGCGGCGGCAGCACCAGAAACAGCUGAUCGCCCUGGAGAACAGGCUAAAGGCCGAGAUGGAUGAGCAUAGGCUCCGGUUGCAGAAGGAAUUAGAGACACAUGCGAACAACACUUAUAUUGAGCUGGAAAGACUGGCCAAACGCCACGCUGCACAAACAGACAAAGAGAUGAAGUCAGUUGCAGCUGAAGAGAGGAGGAUCCAGCAACAGAUUGUUGCUCAGCAAAAGAAAGAGCUAACUAAUUUCUUAGAGAAUCAGAAAAAGGAGUACAGGCUUUGCAAAGACAAGAUCAAAGAAGAGAUGGAUGAAGACCCUUGUACACCCAAGGAGGAGAAGCAGGAGCGUCUGUCCAGGCACAAAGAAACAAUACAGCGCUCUCAGGCUGAGGAGGAAGCUCAUCUGCUAGCCCAGCAGAGGCUAGUCUACGAUAGGAGCUGCAGGGCCCUCAAACGCCGGAGUCUGGUCAGGAAGCAUGAGUUUGAACAGGAGCAACUGAGAGAGUCCCAGGAGCUGAACAAGAAGAGGACCCAGAAGGAGAUGGAACAUGCUCUGAUGAUCCGGCAGGACGAGUCCACCCAGGACAUGGAGCGCAGACAGCUGCAGAUGUUGCAGAAGCUGCGUAUUGAACUCAUGCGGCUGCAGCACCAGACAGAGCUCGAAAACCAGGAGGAGUACAACGGCCGGCGGCAGAGAGAACUACACAGGAAACACACUCUGGAGCAGCGGCAGCAGCCCAGAAACCUCAAGGUUGCUGGAACUUUCUCUUUGCCACUAUGUGGUUAUUUAGCACUUGAGAUGCAGAUCAAGAAACAAUUCCAGGAUACUUGCAAAGUGCAGAACAAGCAGUACAAAGCUCUUAGGAACCAUCAGCUGGAGGUCUCUCCUAAAGGCGACCAUAAGAACAUCCUUAAGAGCCUAAAAGAGGAGCAGACACGCAAGCUGGCCAUACUGGCUGAGCAGUAUGAGCAGAGCAUCAACGAGAUGAUGGCUUCACAAGCGAUGCGACUAGACGCAGAGCAGGAAAUAGAGUGCCAAGCUCUGAAGCAGCAGCUGAAGCAAGAGAUGGAGCUCCUGGAUGCCUACCAGAGAAAAACCAAGUCACAGAUGGAGACCCAACACGAGCGAGAGCAGCAGAAACUUGAGCAGAAGGUCUCCAUACGCAGGGCACACCUUGAACAGAAGAUUGAAGAGGAACUGGCAGCACUUCAGAAGGAGCGCACCGAAAGGAUCAAACACUUGUUGGAACGUCAGGACAGAGAAAUUAAUGCUUUUGACACAGAAAGUAGAAGCCUUGGCUUCAGAAGCCUGGAAUCUCUGGACUUCCCCAAAGAAGACAACAGAUGAAAGUGGAUUUAUCUUUAGAGGACAACAAAUCCUUGCCCUUUUUGUCACUACCAUGGUGACAAAGCUGGAUAACUUUCUCUAUUGCUUUUCUUCUCUCUUAGAUAUUGCAUCUUUGAUUUGAGGUGUUACGUGCAAUGAGAACUUCUUUUGUGAAACUUGAAGGGUGAAAGGAAAACAAAAAAAAUCUACAACAACAUGUCAAUAAAAAUCAAACCUAGUCAGUGUAACUCAAAACUUAUGUGUUAAAAAUAACAGACUCUUUCCUCCAUGCCAUUCACUCCUUUUGGUAUGAAUUGAAUAAAUCAGGAAAUUUUAGUAAAAUUGGCACUUUGAUAUGUUAUGUAGAAACCCAUCAUGUUCGUAUGAUGCUUAAUGUGUGUGUUACAUGGAGGACAUUGUGGAAUGUGAGCUGCGGACUCCACCGUGGUGUUAAGCUGCUUUGUCUUUUCUAUUGGUUUUAUUUUGUUUUAUCUUAUGCUCUGAAUGUGAAUAUUACUGUAUGGGGUCACUGGAUAAAGUCAGAGUUUAUUAAUUUAUUAUUUUGGUCAUACUUCCAUAUUGUGCUUAUGCAUACAGUAUACUGUGGUCUCUCACAUUUCUAGGCAACAGUUCUUACCUUUUCUUUUAUUUGAUAUAUAGGAUCAAUUGGAAUUCGCUUGAUCAACCCGUUUAUCUUAUCACAAUUCAAGAUCCCACUUGGUAAAACUGCUUAUUAUUGCAUGCACUUUAAGGACAAAUUCAGGUUGUGAAGUGAAGCAUGAAUCUGUCAGAGAUUUUAGCUGUUUGUAAAUAAAAGCAUUUUUUGUUUUUUUGUUUUAAGCCUAUGGAUACUGGACAUAAGCGCCAUAUUUGAUAUGAUAAUUUCACAAAUGCCUUUAUUUAAGUUGUGCCUGAAGCAGAUUUAAGUUCAGUGUUUGUUAUAUCUAUAUUUUAUUUACUGAGGCCGGCACCAUUUUGUUUUGGUUUCAUCUAAACUUGUGAAUCAUUUAUUGUUCACUAAUCAAAGUUCUUGUAAAGGAAAAUGGUGAGACUUGUGCUGUAUAACUUUUGAUAUGAAUAUUUGUACAUGAGAAUAUAGCUAGAACAUACAGAGACACUGGUCUAUUACUGAUAACAGAGCUUAACGAUAAAGAUUUUGCUUCAUUUUUGUUUUAUAAUAUAGAGAUAUGGUCAUACAGUAGCUCAAUAUAUUGCUAAGUCAAAUCACUAGACUCAGAUUGUAUAAAUGCUGGUGGAUGGAACCACAGACUUCUUAUAUCAGUAUGGUGAUCUUUUACGGAUUGACGGUUCAACAAAAGCAAACACAACAUGUGGGUCCAGAUUGCAUUUGAGUAAUUAGUGUCUAAUGAUCAGAUUUACAUAUUUUUUGCCAUGUUCAUUAUGGUCGUUGAACAGGUUGCACAAUGUUUCCAUUUAUACUGAAUGGAAAGAUAAUUGUUUGGUGCUUAAUUUCUAAUACCACUUUUAGCCUUGUAGUUUUUUGUCUUGGAGAGACGAUUGAUUUUUACAAAAUGUAAACAUGAAGCAUUUUGAAACCCCCUCUGAGUCAAAACACUACUAAGUUUUUCAAACACUCAUGACAUAUUUAGAGUACCCCAUGCAGUGAAACCCUCUACAAAUGAAGUAUAUGUAUGAAAAAAUAAAUACUAUUUCAUCACG
Perca fluviatilis (European perch) is the source of this 3835-nucleotide messenger RNA. It is a transcript of the gene taok3b, whose product is annotated as TAO kinase 3b. Gene Ontology annotation, biological process: execution phase of apoptosis. Lineage: Eukaryota; Metazoa; Chordata; Actinopteri; Perciformes; Percidae. The record is from RefSeq and is a predicted model, not a curated record. The coding region runs from base 815 to 2176 and encodes 453 amino acids. The transcript has 8 exons.